AUGACGAUUGAGUCGCCACCAUCCGCCGCCGUAGCUACAACCACCGCCACCACCACAGGGGAUGUCAUCCCUGUAACCAUUCCUUCAACAACAACCGCCGUCAAAAGCCACAAGAAACUCACGCUCAUCCCACUCAUCUUUCUUAUAUACUUUGAGGUUGCCGGUGGCCCUUAUGGAGAAGAACCGGCGGUCAAGGCGGCCGGACCACUCCUCGCCAUCCUCGGAUUUUUAAUCUUCCCCUUCAUAUGGAGUAUCCCGGAGGCUCUUGUCACCGCCGAACUCUCCACCACCUUCCCCGGCAACGGUGGUUACAUCAUAUGGGCAGAUAGAGCUUUUGGUCCCUUCUGUGGAUCUUUAAUGGGUACCUGGAAGUUUCUCACCGGCGUUAUCAAUCUGGCAGCAUUCCCGAUUCUCUGCAUUGAUUACUUAGAAAAAUUGUUUCCGAUCUUCACGUCGGGAUUACCUCGAACCCUAGCCAUCUUGUUCUCCAACCUCUUGCUCUCGUUUCUCAACUUCACCGGUCUGAAUAUCGUCGGUUAUGCAGCCAUUACUCUCGGGGUCAUCUCACUUUUACCCUUCGUCAUCAUGUCGCUUAUCGCCAUCCCGCAAAUCCGGCCACACCGGUGGUUAAGUAUGGGGCAAGUGGGUGUCAAAAAAGACUGGAACUUGUACUUCAAUACCCUUUUUUGGAACUUAAAUUUCUGGGACAGCGUAAGUACGAUGGCCGGAGAAGUCGAAAAACCAAACAAGACUUUCCCAACGGCACUGUUCUCUGCCGUGAUCCUGACUUGCUUAGCUUAUAUACUCCCUCUGGUAGCCGUCACUGGGGCUGUUACGGUGGAUCAAAACCAAUGGGAAUCAGGGUUCAUGGCGGUGGCUGCAGAGAUGAUAUCGGGUAAAUGGUUAAAGAUUUGGAUCGACGUCGGAUCUGUUUUAUCCGCUAUAGGUUUAUUCGAAGCCCUAUUAAGUAGUUGUGCAUAUCAGAUUUUGGGUAUGGCAGAUUUAGGGUUUUUACCAAAGUUUUUUGAGGUUAGAUCAAGAUGGUUCAAUACUCCAUGGGUCGGGAUUUUGGUAUCCACAUUGAUUACAAUAGGUUUUUCUUAUAUGGACUUUACGUACAUUAUAUCAUCUGCAAACUUUAUAUACAGUUUGGGGAUGUUAUUGGAGUUCGCUUCAUUUGUAUGGUUACGACUGAAGUUUCCGGCACUGAAACGGCCGUACCGGGUGCCACUAGGGGUGCCUGCGUUGGUGAUAAUGUGUUUGGUUCCGACAGUGUUUUUAGUGUUGAUAAUGGCGAUUGCUACAAAAAUGGUGUAUUUGACUAGUGGGGUGAUAACGCUUGGUGCUAUUUUAUGGUAUUUUUUGAUGAAGUUAUGCAAGUCGAAGAAAUGGUUGACUUUCAAAAACGGUGACCAAAUUGAAGUCGAUGAAGAUGAGUAA
This is a messenger RNA of Cynara cardunculus var. scolymus (artichoke), 1440 nucleotides long. Its product is annotated as probable polyamine transporter At3g13620. The transcript has a single exon. Gene Ontology annotation, molecular function: transmembrane transporter activity. The record is from RefSeq and is a predicted model, not a curated record. Gene Ontology annotation, cellular component: membrane. Lineage: Eukaryota; Viridiplantae; Streptophyta; Magnoliopsida; Asterales; Asteraceae. Gene Ontology annotation, biological process: transmembrane transport. The coding region runs from base 1 to 1440 and encodes 479 amino acids.